Vicia villosa (hairy vetch) is the source of this 1381-nucleotide messenger RNA. RefSeq lists its product as uncharacterized. The record is from RefSeq and is a predicted model, not a curated record. Gene Ontology annotation, molecular function: nucleic acid binding; zinc ion binding. Lineage: Eukaryota; Viridiplantae; Streptophyta; Magnoliopsida; Fabales; Fabaceae. The coding region runs from base 5 to 1270 and encodes 421 amino acids. The transcript has 3 exons.
UUCCAUGCGUAGGACAGACAGGGAGAUGGCUGAGCAACGCAGAGGUCCCGGAAGGCCCAGAACAAGGAAUGUGGAGCCCGAGCAACCAUCCGGAAGUGCAGGCGUGCCUUGGCAACAGAUGAUGCAGCAGAUGAUGCAGCAAAACCAGAUGAUGGCUCAAAUGAUGCAAGGCAUGCAGGGACAACAACCUCCUACUCAAGCUCCCGUUCCUCAAGCUGCAGCUGGACCUGACUUUCGUGCCUUCUUCAGGAUGGAUCCCCCAGAGUUUGUUGGCGGACUUGAUUCACUCUUGGCUCAUGAUUGGUUAGCUGGUAUGGAGAGGGUGUUUCAAGCUAUUCAGUGUACUGAAGAAGAGAAGGUGAUCUUUGCUACUCAGAAGAUGAAGGGACCAGCUCUUAGGUGGUGGAACACUGCAUCCACUUAUUUCACCACUCAAGAGAUUCCUAAGGAUUGGCAACACUUCAAAGUGGCAUUCUUGGAGAAGUAUUUCCCUAAUAGUGUGAGGACUCAGAAGGAAAGAGAAUUCCAGAACUUCAAGCAAGGCAACAUGUCUGUUUCAGAAUAUGCAGAGAAGUUCGAGGACUUGGCAGACUACUCCAGACAAGCUGUUUAUGCCCCAGAUGAACUAUGGAAGAUUGAUCAAUUCAUGAUGGGUUUGAGGGCCGACAUUGCUCAUAGUGUUUCCCAAAGAGAGUUCACCACUUAUGCUGAAUGUUUGAGGCAAUGUUAUGUUGCCGAAAACAGCUUGAAGAGGGUUCAAGAAGAGACGAACCAGAACAGGACUAAUUUUAGGGAUCAAGGAAGGUCUACUCAACACUUGAGGCCCCGUAACCCUCCAUCAAAGAAGAAGCAGGUUUAUGGUGACCAAUCAGCUCAACCGACUUAUUGUCGCAAGUGUAAUAGGAAGCAUACCGGGGAGUGCACCAACUCUUCAGUGACUUGUUACGAGUGUGGCGAGCCAGGUCACAUAUCCAGAUUCUGCCCCAAGAAGAGAGCUUCUGGGAAGACUGCAGGUCGUGUGUACACUCUGGAUGCAAGAAAGGCCAAGGGAAACAACAAUCUCAUUGCGGAAUUUUGUUUAGUAGAGGAAGAAGAGACAAAACGUGGAAAGGGAGAGGAAGAGGAGAAAGUUCCAACACUUGGUCCAAGCUCACUUGCAUGCAGCGGAUUCUGUCCCAAAACCUUGCUUCCAUCAUCAUCUCCAUCUUGCUUUCAGCAUCAUCAUCAUCUUCUUCAACUCCUAAGGCGGUUCGAGACAAGAUCGCGGUAAGGGAAAGAUGGAUUAGAUCUCUUGGCGAUGCUUGGAUGUUUCUUUUAGUUCUUGUCGUGCUUGCUAGUUUAUGUAAUUUGGACAUGUACUAUUAUGAUGUACUUGUAUUUU